GAGUCCCCCUUUCUAUAUAACCACCUUUCCAUUAGUCCUCCUUCACUCAAGGCAAUACCCUUAGUUUCCAAAACAAACUUAAGUAUGGGCAAUAGCCUUAGAUGUUGCCUGGCUUGCAUUCUCCCUUGUGGUGCACUAGAUGUCAUUAGGAUUGUCCAUUUGAAUGGUCAUGUUGAUGAGUAUAGUCGCCAAGUUUGGGCUAGUGAGAUCCUUGAUGCUCAUCCUAACCAUGUUCUUAGCAAGCCUAGUUCUCAUGGUGAGCAUGUUGUGCAUCGGAUCAUGAUCGUCUCUCCCGAGUCUGAGCUCAAGCGUGGUCAUAUUUAUUUUCUAAUUCCUUCAUCUUCUGUGCCAGAGAAGAAAAAAUUGAAGAAAAAGAAUAUUAAACAUAAAGAAUCACCGGUGACUAAAGUUACUGAUCAGAAGGAGUUUCGACAAAGGAAAAAUAAACAUUCCGGUGGAAAUGGUAUGUGGCGACCACAUCUUGAAAGCAUCUAUGAAGAUCUAUGAGAUCUAUUUUUAUUUUUAUUUUUAUUUUUAUUUUUAUUUUUGAGGCCUUAUAUUUUUUGCAAAUCUUUAUGUAUGUGAUGGUUUGUAGUUGGCCCUUUUCUUAAUUUUAAUUUUUCUUGUUUGUGGAUAUUAUUGGGGAAAUACUUUGUUUCUAGUUUUUUUUUUCCUCCCACUUACAUGGAAGUGAGUGGAAGUUGUGUCACUUUCGCGACUUACGAAGAUGGUUUCAUUGGGAAGUGAGGCACCAACCGACGAGCGGAAAGUGGAAAAUGAAGAAGAAAAAGGAAGAUGAGUUACAAGCUUGUAAUCAUAAGCAGUUGCACCUGUAGCCAAUGGCAAGCCAAGUUGUGUAAAAAGUAAUAAAAGAGAGGCUUUGUUAAAGCUUUAAUCA
Messenger RNA from Dioscorea cayenensis subsp. rotundata (Guinea yam), 898 nucleotides. RefSeq lists its product as uncharacterized. Bases 85 to 507 code for a protein of 140 amino acids. The record is from RefSeq and is a predicted model, not a curated record. The transcript has a single exon. Lineage: Eukaryota; Viridiplantae; Streptophyta; Magnoliopsida; Dioscoreales; Dioscoreaceae.